AGUGCAGUGCGCCCGGGCUUCAGCUGCAGACGGUCGGUGUUCUCUGGGCGGCUUGUGUCAGAGGAAAUAAACGGCAAACACGGGACAAUAGGAGACAAGCGCUGCCCGUGAAGGACCAUAUUCUGUCGGCACUUUGUGGACAUUUUUCUGGGAAGAAAAGCUGUGCAUGUCCCAGCUGGAGGAGCAGCUAUAAAAACACGGACCGGAGGGUCGCACCGACUAUCCCUGAGCCCCGCAGCCGCCAGGCAGCAACCCUCCGCCGGCAUGACCCUCACGGGGGGCUCCGCCCUCCUGCUGCUGCUGCUCACCGCCCGCAUCCAGGUGUCUCCGGCGUCGGGGGACUUUGAGCUCCAGAUCGUGUCGAUGCAGAACGCCGCCGGGCGGCUGCAGACGGGCGCCUGCUGCGCGGGCGCGGACGCGGCGGGCGGCGGGCCGAAGCGGCGCUGCCCGGCGGCGGCCGAUUGCUCCACGUACUUCCGGGCGUGUCGCGAGUUCCAGCUGAAGGUCUCCCCGGCCGGGCCCUGCAGCUACGGCAGCGCCGCUACCGUGCUGGGCGGGAACUCCUUCUCUCUGGGCGGCGCCGAGGCCGAGGACGCCGCACGCAUCACACUGCCGUUCAGCUUCGCCUGGCCGAGAUCGUACACGUUGAUCGUGGAAGCCUUGGACUUCAACAAUGACUCGUCCUCCGGCAGCAGCGCGGUGAUAGAGAAGGCGGUGCUCUCGGGGAUGAUCAACCCGAGCCUCCAGUGGCAGAGUCUGGAGCACCGCGGCGCCGCCAGCUUCCACUUCCGGGUCCGGCUCCGCUGCCACGAGCACUACUACGGCUUCGGCUGCAACCGGUUCUGCCGGCCGCGGGACGACUUCUUCGGGCACUACGAGUGCGACCACAACGGCAACAAGACGUGCCUGGAGGGCUGGUCCGGGCCCGACUGCAGCACCGCGAUCUGCAGACAGGGCUGCAGCUCUGAACACGGCUCCUGUAAAACUCCUGGAGAGUGCAAGUGUCUGUAUGGCUGGCAGGGCGAGUACUGUGACCAGUGUAUCCCUCACCCUGGCUGUGUCCACGGCAGCUGUGUGGAGCCCUGGCAGUGUCUCUGUGACACCAACUAUGGAGGACAGCUGUGUGACAAAGAUCUGAACACGUGUCGGACGCUGCGACCGUGUUCGAACGGAGGAACGUGCAGCAACACGGGACCGGACAAAUACCACUGCUCCUGUCCCGACGGCUACUCCGGGGCCACCUGCCAGAGAGCUGAGCAUGCCUGUCUGUCUAGCCCCUGUCUGAGUGGAGGAAGCUGCGUAGAAACCAGUCUGGGAUUUGAGUGCCGCUGUGCUGCCGGCUGGACUGGACCCUCCUGCUCCAUCAAUAUAGAUGAGUGUCUGGUGAACCCCUGCAGCCACGGAGGAAGCUGCCAGGAUCUGGUGAACGGUUUCCGGUGUACGUGUCCUCCCCAGUGGACCGGAAAGACCUGCCUCAUCGAUGCCAACGAGUGUGACGACAGCCCCUGCCUCAACGCCAACUCCUGCCGCAAUCUGAUUGGAGGAUACUUCUGCGAGUGCGUCCCAGGUUGGACGGGCCACAACUGUGACACCAAUAUCAACGACUGUCGCGGUCAGUGUCGGAACGGAGCCACGUGCAAGGACCUGGUGAACGGGUACGAGUGUGCGUGCGCUCCGGGUUUCGGCGGCGAGCGCUGCGAGGAAGACGUGGACGAGUGCGCCAGCGGGCCGUGCCUCAACGGCGGCCGUUGCCACGACGACGUGAACAGCUUCCACUGCCGGUGUCCGCCAGGCUUCUCCGGGAGCCGCUGUCAGUUGGACAUCGAUUACUGCCUCCGCGGCCCGUGUCUGAACGGCGGCCGCUGUUUCAACCUGGCGUCCGAAUACGCCUGCGAAUGUCCCGAAGACUUCGAGGGCAAGAACUGCUCGCACCUGAAGGACCACUGCCGCAGCUCGCCAUGCAAAGUGAUGGACAGCUGCACCGUGGCGGUGGCGUCCAACAGCACGCCGGGCGGGAUGCGUUUGAUCUCGUCCAACGUGUGCGGCCCCCGCGGGCGCUGCCGGAGCCACGCCGGCGGGCAGUUCAGCUGCGAGUGUGACGAGGGAUUCACCGGGACCUACUGCCACGAGAAUGUAAACGACUGUGAGGGCGCCCCCUGUCUGAACGGAGGAACCUGUAUAGAUAAAGUCCGUCAGUACGAGUGUAUCUGCGCCGACGGCUGGGACGGACCGACCUGCCACAAUAACGUGGACGACUGCAGCUCGGCGCCCUGUCAGAACCGCGGCGUGUGUCGGGAUCUGCUCAACGACUUCUACUGCCAGUGUAACGAUGGCUGGAAGGGAAAGACCUGCCACUCAAGAGAGAGUCAGUGCGACGAGGCGACCUGCAACAACGGAGGAACCUGCUACGACGAAGGAGACGCCUUCAAGUGCCUGUGUGCCGCCGGCUGGGAGGGCGCCACCUGUAACAUCGGGAGGAACAGCAGCUGUGUGCCGAGUCCCUGUGAGAACGGAGGAACCUGCGUGGCGGGCGGAGACUCGUUCAGCUGCGUCUGUAAGGACGGCUGGGAGGGCGCCACCUGCAGCCACAACACCAACGACUGCAGUCCUCAUCCCUGCUACAACAGCGGGACGUGUGUGGACGGAGACAACUGGUACCGCUGUGAAUGUGCUCCGGGUUUCACCGGGCCAGACUGUAGGAUCAACGUCAACGAGUGCCAGUCGUCUCCCUGCUCCUCCGGCUCCACCUGUCUGGACCAGAUCAACUCCUACCACUGUGUCUGUCCCCCGGGAAGAACUGGCCCCCGCUGCCAGGAAGUGUCGGGGGGGCGGCCCUGCCUGGUGUCGGGGGGGCUCCUGGCUCAAGAUGGAAGCAGAUGGGACGACGACUGCAACACAUGCCGCUGUCACAACGGGAGGAUCAGCUGCACCAAGGUACUCGGGGUGUGCGGCCCGGCGCCCUGCAGCCUCCACGGUGACCCCCCCCCCGGCCGUGUCCGGGCGGGUCAGAGCUGCGUUGCCGUGGGCGACGAGCGCUGCUUCGUGAAGCCCUGCGCGGGACGCGGCGAGUGCCGGGCCCCCGGCCAGCUUGCCCCGCCCACUGCCAGGUGUGUCUACGAGAACACCUGCGCCAACGUCACCUUCACCUUCAACAAGGACGUCAUGGCAACGGGCGUGACGGUGGAGCAGGUUUGCCGAGAGCUGCGGCGCCUCUACGUGGUCACCGACCUGUCCUUGGACUCCGCCGUCUCCGUGAGCUGCGAGCUGGCGCUCGGCGCCAGCAACCAGAUCCACGUGGCCAUCGCGCCGGAGGACCAGCGGAGCGGGCUGGGCUUCGUCACGGAGAUCACCGACCGGAUCGUGGCCGUGGUCGGCAGGGGCAACGCCAACGGGUCCGUGGUCGGAGCCAUCGCAGAGGUCCGGAUCCAGAGACGCCAGAGCAGAGACCCCCGCGGUCAGCUCGUGUCGCUGCUGGUGUCCGUGGCGAUCGUGGUCUGGGCGUUGGCGAGCGCCUCGGUGCUGCUGUGGUGCGUGCGGCGGAGACGGAGGAAGCAGAGCGCCCACGCCGGCGUCAGCACGCCGCCGGCCGGGGGUGCGGCGCCGCCGUGUCCGGCCCCCCCGGCCCCGGUCGCCGAGGGCAACAACAACGCCCUCUACAUCAGGAACGCCAUCGAGAAGAACCAGCGGCAGCGGUCCCUCCGCGCCGACAAGAACGCCGCCACCGCCGCCGGGAGCCAAUCGGACGAGGGCGACUCGGACAAGCGGCCGCAGAGGGCGCCGCGGUGUCUCCGCGCGCCGCCGGAGUACUCGCUGGUCGACUGGGAGGAGCGAGCCGCCCGGCGUACGGCGGCGCCGCACUGGACGGGCAAACGGGACAACCGGCGGCUGCAGCCCCAGAGCCUGACCAGGCCGGAGGACAUCGUGUAGCCGCUCGCCACUCGCCGCGUUUAAAGCGACCGUAACGUGAAGCAGGAUCGGCGAGUUCCCGGCGCUGUGUGCACCGCUGCUCUGAAGCCUCGAGCGUGUCGAUGCGACCGUCUCCGUCUUUCUAAACCGGAUGUGGUGAAAAAGGUUAUUUUUUGGGGGGCAUUUUUAGGCCUUUACUGACCGGACAGCUGAAGACACGAAAGGGGAGAGAGACGUUAGCUUAGCGUUAGCUUAGCGUUAGCUUAGCGUUAGCUUAGCGGUAGCCUGCAGCGGCUCAUUUCCAGACACCGUGGCAACCGCCGGAGUCAGAGAUGAGCGGAGAAACUGCAGAACUGUAAAAAAAAUCCUCCCGCUUCCCCCGAAGUCACCGAGUGACAAACAACAACCGGUGAAGCACGCGGACUCCCAACGGGGACUCCACGGUGCGUUCACGUGCACCUCGUAAACUCCGUGAAACUCAAACUCGUCGUUGCCGAGUAACGCUUCUGUCGUCCCUGUUGGAAAACUGAAAAAAAUGAACUGAAUGGAUGGAUGAACUGAGGGAUUUGGAGAAUCGUGCCACUCCAGUUUUUUUUGUCUUUUAAGUUCUUCUUUUGUUCAAGAUGGAUUCUUGCUGUUUUUAAUUUAUGGCGCCGUGUCCGAAUGCUGCGCUGCGAUUGGCUGGAUCUGGACGUGAAUGAGCGUUUUCCCAAAAGACUUUCACGCAGACUUUGUAUCUCUAUUUUUUGGGCCAUUUUUAGGCCUUUAUUUUGACAGGACAGAUGACAUGAAAGAGGAGAGAGAGGGGGGGGAUGACAUGCAGCAAAGGGCUGCAGGUCGGAGUUGAACCUGAGGCCGCUACGUCAAGGAGUAAACCUCUACAUAUGGGCGCACGCUCUACCAACUGAGCCACCCGGGCGCCCAGAUUUUGUAUCUUUCGAUUCGAGAAUAAGUUUUUUAUUAUUAUUAUAAUUUAUUUAAUUACAGGGACAGUGUAUAUUAAUAAACAUUUCUGUCAAUAUGCCAGCGUUAGCCAGAAGGCUAUUUUUCAUCUGAAGUCCCUAGAAAGAUGGUAAAACAAAAAGUCACCCUAAAAGAAGGUAAAAUUACACAUUUACAUAACAGUAUAACAUUUAAAAUACAUUUGGUAAAAAGUACUAUUAAGCUAAAAAUGUCCAAUAGGAGCACAGCAGACCACAUUCAGACAAACAUCAGACAAAGACAUGAACAUACAGUACAGGUCAAAAGUUUGGACACACCUUCUCAUUCAAUGUGUUUCCUUUUUAUUUUCAUGACUAU
Perca fluviatilis (European perch) is the source of this 5205-nucleotide messenger RNA. Its product is annotated as protein jagged-1a-like. Gene Ontology annotation, molecular function: calcium ion binding; Notch binding. Gene Ontology annotation, biological process: cell communication; establishment or maintenance of epithelial cell apical/basal polarity; Notch signaling pathway. Gene Ontology annotation, cellular component: protein-containing complex; plasma membrane. NCBI's taxonomy places the organism in Eukaryota, Metazoa, Chordata, Actinopteri, Perciformes, Percidae. The record is from RefSeq and is a predicted model, not a curated record.